GGCGGUGCCCGGCCGCGGUCACGUAGCUCAGGUUCCUGGUCUGCUGCGGCGCGCGUUUCAGUCGGUUCCUGUGCACAGUGCCCGGCGUCCCUCCGCCAUCAUGCCGAUGUUCGUGGUCAACACCAACGUGCCCCGCGCCUCCGUGCCGGACGGGCUCCUCUCCGAGCUCACCCAGCAGCUGGUGCAGGCCACGGGCAAGCCAGCCCAGUACAUCGCGGUGCACGUGGUCCCGGACCAGCUCAUGACUUUCGGCGGCUCGAGCGAGCCGUGCGCCCUGUGCAGCCUGCACAGCAUCGGGAAGAUUGGCGGUGCACAGAACCGCUCCUACAGCAAGCUGCUGUGCGGCCUGCUGGCCGAGCGCCUGCGCGUCAGCCCGGACAGGAUCUACAUCAACUACUACGACAUGAACGCGGCCAACGUGGGCUGGAACGGCUCCACCUUCGCCUGAGGGCCGUGCGGGCCCGACCCGCCUGCACCAGGCCCCGCCGCCCGCCGUAUUCUGCCCGCCCGACCUCCAGCGACCCCCACCUCCCGGUCGGGAGAAAUAAACGGUGUGGACAUCGUG
Equus caballus (horse) is the source of this 565-nucleotide messenger RNA. It is a transcript of the gene MIF, whose product is annotated as macrophage migration inhibitory factor. NCBI's taxonomy places the organism in Eukaryota, Metazoa, Chordata, Mammalia, Perissodactyla, Equidae. Gene Ontology annotation, molecular function: cytokine activity; phenylpyruvate tautomerase activity. The record is from RefSeq and is a predicted model, not a curated record.